Aphanomyces invadans is the source of this 408-nucleotide messenger RNA. RefSeq lists its product as hypothetical. NCBI's taxonomy places the organism in Eukaryota, Oomycota, Saprolegniomycetes, Saprolegniales, Verrucalvaceae. The record is from RefSeq and is a predicted model, not a curated record. Bases 1 to 408 code for a protein of 135 amino acids. The transcript is spliced from 2 exons.
AUGUCCAAGGUCCGUGCCGAGCUGCUCUGGAACAUCCCGUUGAACACGAUGCAGCGCGUGAGCGGAAGCGGCAUCAUGGCAGAAUGGGCCCUUCUUCGCGACGAAGUCGUGUGGGGAAAGCGACGGGUGUCGAAGGUAGCAGAAGUCGCAAGUACCAUGUCGCAAGUCUACUGUCACAGCAGUCCAUCCGGCGUCCCGGAGUACGAGCGGUUGGAACUCGCGUCGAUGAAAGACUCGGUCGACAUCCCCACAAACACAGCUCCAGGUGCUACGUCGUCGGCGGCGAUGGGAUCGAACGGCCAUCGUUCUGCCGCUACCAUAGCAUCUCACCACGACGUUCCCCAUUGCGGGACUAAGAGCGGAAGCGGGCGAAGCGAGAUAGGAAGGCGAUUGCGAAGCACAAAGUGA